Molecule: messenger RNA, 265 nt
Organism: Drosophila miranda
Lineage: Eukaryota; Metazoa; Arthropoda; Insecta; Diptera; Drosophilidae
Product: circumsporozoite protein-like
Exons: 2
Coding region: 26-265 (79 amino acids)
Biological process (GO): defense response
Source: RefSeq, a predicted model, not a curated record
UCAGAGAGCAUCGCAAGCUCCAACCAUGAAGUUCUUUGCUCUGUUCGCUUUCCUGCUCCUCGCUCUGGUCGCCGUGCAGGCUACCCCCGGCCGUGGAGGACCAGGUGGUGGAGCUGGUGGCGCCGCCGGAGGCAGUGCCUCGGCCACUGCCAAUGCCAAUGCUCAGGCUUUGAGCUCAGGAAAUGGACCCGCUUCUGCCACGGCCAAUGCCAACGCUGCUGCCACUUCCCAGGGCGGUUCCGGCGGUUCCGGCGUUAUACACUGA